UUGUACAUGUAACACAAUAUGGUAUCAGAGCAGAUAAACAAUAACAGAAGUGCCAUGUAGAAUAUAAUAUGAUGUGAUUUUAAGAAGAAUGUAAACACGUUUUACGUAAAAUACGCUUAGAAAGGUGUUUUCUGAAAGUUUAUCAACAUUUUCUUCUCAUGUGUAUGGAUGGUUGCUGACAUAACCUUGACUGCGACAAUGUUAUGAUGUGUUUGCUCAUAUAUACGGGAAUAAGAGUUAUUAAUAUAUAGCAAGUUUGAGCUGCUACUUAUAACAAUGGGAACUAACACCGGUACUGUAAUGACUCUAGCAAACAGCAUCAUUGGUGUUGGUGUUCUUGCCAUGCCAUUUUGCUUCAAACAGUGUGGCAUCAUCCUUUCUGUCUUGAUGCUUCUUCUGAGUAGCUUCUUAUCUCGAUUAGCAUGCCAUUUUUUGCUUAAAGCAGCCAUUAUGGCAAGGAGAAGAAAUUUUGAAUUCCUUGCUUUCCACACAUUUGGACCAUCUGGUAAAACAAUUGUAGAGUUAUGCAUCAUUGGAUUUCUUAUGGGUACUUGCAUAGCAUUCUUCGUUGUUGUGGGUGAUUUAGGACCAGCAAUUGCAGCCAAAACACUGAAUAUCAGCAACACAGCAAGUCUGAGGGAUAUUGUAUUGAUAGGUCUGGCAGUUUUUGUUGUCUUACCUUUAGGUUUACUGAGAAAUGUGGACAGCCUAAGUUCAGUUUGUGCUGCCACGAUUGGAUUUUAUCUCUGUCUUGUAUUGAAAGUAAUGGCAGAAGCUAUGCCACACCUGGCUGCAGGUGAUUGGAUGGAAAACGUGUACCUUUGGAGACCUGCAGGCAUGCUACAGUGCAUUCCCAUCUUCUCCAUGGCACUGUUUUGCCAGACGCAAUUGUUUGAAAUCUAUGAAUCUCUACCCAAUGCCUCUCUGGACAAGAUGAAUGAUGUCAUCCGGGCAGCUGUCAGCUUGUGCACUGCCUUCUACAUAUGCGUUGGCUUCUUUGGUUAUGUUGCUUUCUGCACCCAGAACUUUACUGGAAACAUACUCAUGAGUUUCACCCCAACUUUAAUGAGUGAUAUCAUCAAAAUGGGGUUUGUUCUCUCGGUGGCUGUAAGCUUUCCACUGGCGAUCUUCCCGUGUCGAGCUAGCCUCUAUUCCCUUCUCUUCAAGAGGGUCCAAAUGCCCCAUCAUGAGACAUUGAGCAGCCAUAUUCCAGAAACACGAUUCAAGUGUUUAACCAUUGGCAUCAUAUCCAUGUCGCUAACAGUUGGAUUGCUUAUCCCUAAUAUUGAGUUAGUCCUAGGGCUUGUUGGAUCGACUAUUGGCGUACUCAUAUGUGUUAUGUUCCCAGCUGUUGCUUUCAUAAGCAUAUCAACCAAGAACACCCAAGAGAGGCUGCUUGCUCAGGUUCUUGUCUUUAUUGGAGUCAUUAUUCUUGUACUGGGUACAUAUGCAACUUUGUAUGCAGCUAAUGAGCCUGGAAAUGCAGGCAGAAUUGAAGCUGUCAGUCCAGUGCCUGACCAUUUUGACAGCAUUGCAAGAAUGACUCUGGUUGAACUUAAAAAGCCUGUGGCUAAUGAAAUUGUAGCAGAUAAAUUAACUGCUGAUGAGAAGUCAAAAGUGAGACCUAAGGACAGUACAGCUGAGCUGAAGCAACAGCCAGUACUUGGAAAUAUAGACACAAAUGGACAGAAUCUCCCAAUACAGCAAGUAGACCUACCCAAGAAGCCUCAUGUUCGACAAGAACCUCCAGUGCCUGUGGAACCACAAGCUGUACCAUCAGCAGCUGUAGCAGAGAAGAAAGAUAUAAUACCUCCUGUAUUACAGGAUGGUAAACAGCAGAUUGAAGAUGCUGCUUAUCACGAUUCUGUUGUAAAUAAGGAUGCUGCAGUGGGUUUAUCAGAAGAGAAAAAGAUCCUUCCUGAUUCACCAGCAGAGAAAGAGAAAGGGAACAGUGAACAAGUGAAUCUGGAUGCAAUCAAGAAGGAAGAUGAAGAGCUGGCUGAAGCUGAGAAGCAAGCAGAAGCUGAUAAUGAACAAAAGCAUAAGGAAUUGCUGAGGAAACUUGAGAAGCAUAAAGAAGAGCAAAAGAAACUUCUUCAGGAACAAAAACAGAUUCUUGAGCAACUAAAGGAACACAAGAAAGAUAUAGAACAGGCUGCUGCAAAGCAGAGAAAUGAUAAUAGUCUUCAGGGUCCUUCAGGUAAGGAUCUGAAAGUUAAUGGAGUAAAGCCAGAACAUAAAAGCAAUGAGAAAAAUCAGUUAGAUGAUAAGGACAAACAGUCUCCAGAGGUUGUGGUUAAAAAUAUUCCCACUUCUCAAAGUGGAGUUCCUGUAGUCAAAAUGGAAGAAAAUAAAAUUAAGGUUCCAAGUGAUAUUCAGAAGCCACAGAAUCAAGCAGCACAACAGCAAACUAAAGUUGAAAAGAAGGAUCUUUUGCACCAGCCUGUGAAGUUUGAAUCUGCACAGAAAAUUGCAGCAGCAGCAGCAAAGCCAAAUCAUGGAAAUGAAAUACUACAAGAAACACAAGCUCAAGGUUUCAGGCAUCAGGAUAAGAAGGCUGUAGGUUCAGUACAGUCACAGGAUGGACCAGUUUCUGCUCCAAACAAGUUACCAUUACCUCUUCCUUUAGCUGUUCGUGACAAUACAUCAAGAUUUUACAAGAAAAGUGAUGUAACUGAACAAAUAAAGAAGGCGGGCACAGUCAUUGAUUUUCAGAAAGAAAUAAAGCAGAACAUGCAACAGAGUGUCGCAGAUGUUGAUGAGGCCAAAGUCAUGAGAAGAGACAUAUUAGCAAAUGAUGAAAAUAGUUUCAAAGCAAAUAUGAAUCAAGACAAUGGUGGAGUAAAUUCCGAAUUUGACGCAGUGAGAAAAACUAAACAAAAAUAUAUCCCAUCAAACAGUGUCAGUAAUGAUAAACUCUAUGAUGAUGGUAAGAAUGAGAGUCAUGAACGUGAAAAGCGAAAUGUCCUACUGGAAGAAUUUAGUGACAAAAACACAUUUAUGGUUGCCAGCGCAAUAGAUAAAGGUCAAAAUAAACAGGAUAUAUCAAAUGUAGUAUUGGAAGAUGAAAAGGAGAACUGUGAAGCAGGUGAGAAAGUAGAUAAAACUAAUGGAGUAGAAACAUUGAACAUGGCGUUGCUUUCUAAGGACAAAUACAAUGUUAAGGAUUAUCAUAUUGGAGAUAUGAAAGAUCAAGAGUCUUCAUCACUGUCAAAUAAAGAAGGUGCUUCUUCACAUAUCUCAGAUUUAGGUUUAAAGUUCUAA
Messenger RNA from Zootermopsis nevadensis, 3264 nucleotides. The record is from RefSeq and is a predicted model, not a curated record. NCBI's taxonomy places the organism in Eukaryota, Metazoa, Arthropoda, Insecta, Blattodea, Termopsidae.